GGGUUUGAGGGGGGGGGAAAAGCAAAACCCACUAUCAUCACAAUAUAAUAAUAAUAAUAAUUCCGCCAUAGAGAAACACACACAUUGUUUUGAGAGAGAAAGAAGCAAUUGUAUUAUUGAUAAAGACCGGGUCCCCUUUAAAAGCCAUUGAACGCUAUGGAUGGGGGAAAGGGGGGAAAAGGUUAGGAAACGGGAGCGCGGAAUGCAUUGUCUUGCGUCGCGUUUUUGCAGCGUUGUGUCAAUAUAUAUAUCGAUACGGAAAUGUUUUGUAUUUAUUUUUUUAAAAAAAGAAAAGGAAGGUAGGUGGCUAUCUCCCUGUCAGGACCGUCCCUUCGCUUGUUCACUUUGAAGUGCACAGUUAAAUCCACAGCGCAGUGUUUGCGAGGAGAGCCCCGAGGACAUUUGGUGCCUGCGAGGAGGGCUUGAAACAGGACCGGGGUUGAAAGGAGGAGGGAAAAAGAGAAGGAGAAAGGGGGGCAGGAGAAAACAGGGGCAGAAAGAGGGAGGGGUUUAGGCUUUUGAUGAUUCCCCCCCCCUUUUUUCCCUCUCUUUCCCUCUUCCCGCUUGAAGAAGCAGGGAGUAGUAGCUGUGAGGAGAGACAGAGAGAGACUCUGAGGGAACUCACUCUCUCUGCCUUGAACUGCUGCUUCAUAUUGUUGAGGUGGGGGAACCACUCUCAGGCCAUUGCAAAGCUUGGAGAGCAGGAUGGAAACUAUUCAGUGUGCUGAGAAGGGGGAGAAUAUGGACACACUCCUCUUUGCUUCUCACCCCCACCUCCAAUUGGUAGGAUUUUAAUUUAUUUCCAAGGCUGUGUGUGUGUAGGGGGUGGGAAUCAUAAGCCCCCUCCAUGCCAAAGGAAGGAAGCAACUCCUGGGGAUGAUCAAAUGAGAGAUGGAGUUGAAGAUCCUGAAAGCAAAGGAGAGCUCACUUUCCCUGGUUUCUUCCUUGGGAAGAGAGACAGAGAUGCAAAGACUUGGACAUAAUGGAUGGCCAGGAUCACAAAAAAACAAAGAGAAGACUCAGAGGAUCCCCUGCUGACUUGAGAAAGAAGAGAGAGACACACAAACACACACACACAGAUUACUGAGGAACUUAAAAAGAAAGGAGGGGGGAGCAAAUCCCUGCCAGAAGGAACUCCAGCAGGAACCAUGAGCAGUGCAGCCUUGCUGACUCACCUUCCAGACCCCAGUAGCAGCUUUAGAGAAGAUGCCCCACGCCCCCCUGUACCAGGGGAAGAAGGAGAGGCACCAUGCCACCUGCCUGCCAGUUUGUUUCUUGUGAAAAACCAAAGCUUCAAGGCCAUGUCCGUUUCUUCCACGCCCAGAAGGAAUGAGGAUGGUCUGGGGGAGCCAGAAGGCAGUGCUUCUCCGGAUUCCCCUCUGGCGCGAUGGACCAAAUCCUUGCAUUCCUUGCUGGGAGAUCAAGAUGGUGCCUAUCUCUUCCGGACCUUCCUGGAAAGGGAGAAAUGUGUGGAUACUUUAGACUUCUGGUUUGCCUGCAAUGGCUUCAGGCAGAUGGACCUUAAGGAUACCAAAACAUUAAGAGUCGCCAAAGCUAUCUACAAAAGGUACAUUGAGAACAACAGCAUUGUCUCCAAGCAACUCAAGCCUGCCACCAAGACCUACAUAAGGGAUAGUAUUAAGAAGCAGCAGAUCGAUUCAAUCAUGUUUGAUCAGGCGCAGACUGAGAUCCAGACUGUGAUGGAGGAAAAUGCUUACCGGAUGUUUUUAACUUCUGAUAUAUACCUCGAAUAUGUAAGGAGUGGGGGAGAGAAUCCUGCUUACAUGAACAGCAAUGGACUGGGGAGCUUAAAAGUUGACUGUGGCUACCUUCCUACCUUGAAUGAAGAAGAGGAAUGGAGCUGUGCUGAUUUUAAAAACAAACUUUUGCCAUCUGUGCUUGGGUUGUCCAGUAAGACGUUGAGGGCCACAGCAAGCGUCCGAGCUACAGAAGCUGUGGAGAAUGGGUUCAGGUCCUUCAAGAGGAAUGAUCCUGUUAACCCUUACCAUGUGAACUCUGGUUACGUCUUUGCUCCUGCCACUAGUGCAAACGAUAGUGAAAUAUCUAGUGAUGCUCUGACUGACGAUUCCGUAUCAAUGACGGAUAGCAGUGUUGAUGGGAUCCCUCCUUAUAGACUUGGAAGCAAAAAACAGCUCCAGAGGGAAAUGCAUCGUAGUGUCAAGGCCAAUGGUCAAGUUUCUCUACCUCACUUUCCGAGAACUCAUCGCCUUCCUAGGGAAAUGACCCCCGUGGAACCAGCUGCUUUUGCCGCCGAGCUCAUUUCUCGGUUGGAAAAGCUCAAGCGGGAACAAGAGACCAUGGACUCUCUGGAGGAGAGGCUGCAGCAAAUCACAGAGGAUGAAGAGAAGGAGGGAUCUGAUGUUCCUGUCAGCUCACAGGCCACCCGAGAAGUUACACCUAUCCAACAUCAACAGCAUCCCCUGACUCUCCUCCCCUCCGGCAGCUAUGAGGAUGAUCCCCAGGCUAUCCUGGAUGACCAUCUUUCACGGGUGCUGAAGACACCGGGGUGCCAAUCUCCCGGCAUGGGACGGCAUAGUCCUCGCGCACGCUCCCCAGACCGCUUCCCAGGUGGUAAAUUGCUCCUGGCACCUGGCACAGCCUCUGUACCCAAUGCCUGUGCUCUUGUCAGCAAAGGAUUUGUCACCAAGCAGACAACCAAGCAUGUUCACCAUCACUACAUCCACCACCACACCAUUCCCAAAACAAAGGAGCAGAUAGAAGCAGAGGCAGCACAACGAGCCCAAUGCUUGGGUCCUUCAGGGAGCGACUACUAUUGCUACUCCAAGUGCAAGGGUCACUCAAAAGGGGUGGAACUUCCUAUGGCGCAGCUGGAGCCCUUCGGCCUCAACAGAACAGGGACGCUUCCGAAGAGGAACUGUAAGCUACCAGAUGGCGUCCUCCUCCCAGGUGGAGAAGGAGGAGGGCUCUCCAUCCCUCCAGGGGUGCAGCUACCUGCGGGGGAGGCUGACCGAUCACAGAACGUCUGGCAAUGGAUGCUGGAGAGUGAAAGACAAUCCAAGCACAAGCCCCAUAGCACACAAAGCACAAAGAAGGCCUACAAUUCUGAGUCCUCCAGAGGCGGGCUUGGGGAACGUCCUGCCCGUCACCACCUGUGGGGGAGCAGCAGCCAUCCACGGGGCGUUCAGCCGGCCCACCCUUUUGUCCAGGAUCCGGCCAUGCCCCCUCUGACUCCACCCAAUACCCUGGCUCAGUUGGAGGAAGCUUGCCGCAGGCUAGCAGAAGUAUCCAAGCCACAGAAACAACGAUGUUCAGCAUCAAAUCAGCCGAGGGAUCGCAACCACUUGACUUCCGUACCAGGAGGAAAUGGUCCUUUUUGCAAUGCCAGUGUAGCAACAGAAGAUCACAAAGAACCAAAGAAACUUCCUGCUACUCACUCCGCCCAGCCUAGUGAGUUGAUUGUCACAUAUUUUUUCUGUGGAGAAGAAAUUCCCUAUAGGAGGAUGUUAAAGGCCCAGAGCCUGACACUUGGGCACUUUAAAGAGCAGCUGAGCAAAAAGGGAAAUUAUAGGUAUUACUUCAAAAGGGCAAGUGAUGAGUUUGACUGUGGUGCAGUUUUUGAAGAAAUCUGGGAUGACGAUACCGUUCUGCCCAUGUACGAGGGAAGGAUCCUGGGGAAAGUUGAGAGGAUUGACUGACUGCCUGGCUGGCCUUUCCUGCGUGAAGGUGUUUAGGGAGACAUAAGCUAAUGAGGCCAGCCUCUGGACACAACCACCGAAUCAAGCUUUUGAAGGAAAGUUUGAACCAAUGAAGAAGAAGAAGCAACGUUAAUAAGCGGACAUCUGUGAAGACUUUGCCAAAUCAGCCUUAGAGGGGAAAAAUGUAGAAGUCCGUUGCGUUGGGUACCAAGGUGUUGACAACUCUGAACUAUUUAUUAUGAACAUGACCACUUUUGGUUACUGAAGAUGCAGCCCAUUGUUUCGAAAGACUUCCAUAUAUAAUAUAUGGCUUCCUAGGGAUCCCACACCUAUGGACUAAGAGACUGUGUAUAGUUUAUCGUAUGAUAACCCUUAUUGAUAUUUAUUGAACAGUCUGGUUUUAUUCCCCCUUACGUCCAAUGACGGACAUGCUGCUUUAAACAAUGGAGAAAGGGGAUAUGAUAUAGAGGAAGAGGUUGGUUUUAUAUUUUAUUUUUACAUCAUUUCCACUGUCUAAAUAAUUGAAAAAAAUAAAAAUAAAAAGUGCAUUUGUUUCUUGCCACCUUAGAAAGCCAGCUGGGAUUAUGUCAUAUCCAACAUUUCUCCAGUUGUUUUAUUUCUGAGGACAGGAGAGGAAGAGAAAUAAUGAAAAUUGUCUUACACAUGUGCUUUUCUCGAGAAUAAUGUUUUUAAAUCAAUGCUGCUCUGAUUCUAAGGCUUGGUGUAGACAUAAUACGGCUUGAGUAUCCCUUAUCCAAAAUGCUUGGGAUCGGAAGUGUUCUGUAUUUUGGAUUUUUUUUUCAGAUUUUGGAAUUACUUUCAUAUACUUAAUGAGAAAGCUUGGAAAUGGAACCCAAGUCUAAACACAAAAUUCAUUUAUGUUCAGUACACACCUUAUACACAACAUUGAAGCUAAUUUUGUACAGUAUUUUUGUUCAUGAAACAAAGUUUGUGUGCACUGAACGAUCCAAAAGCAAAUACAAGUCUUAUUGUCUCAGCCACCCAUUGGACAAUUCUCAGAUUUGGAGUAUGUUGGAUUUUGGAGUUCUGGAUAAGAGAUGCUCAAUUUGUAUUCUUGAUUGCCUAAUAAUGAUUAACUAAUCAGGAGCUUCCAACAGAUUAAGAUCCUUUCCCUUCCUCUUACCAGUCUUUAUUUGAACUCAACUGUGUGGUGUUAACGGCGAGCACCUUUGAAUGAAAGAGUUUGCUAAUUUGCCUAUGAUCAUAGCUGCAAAGUCUGACUUUGAAGCACACUCUGGUUACUAUUAAGACUGGUGCAAAUGCUGCCAUCUUGGUUAGCUCCCAAGGAAGAGUAUGGGAGGAAUGGGAGAUAGUCAAGAGCAAGAGCAGAGGAGGAAAGAGCAUCUGAAGGCCAUAAUGGCUCCUGAUUUCUUAACCAUUAAUAGGAGACUGGGAAUGCUGCAGCUGCACCAAACCUAACAGUGUUCUCGUGGGUUCAAUAAUAACACUGCUACAAAGGAUAAUAAUAACAUAUAUGGGUCUUGUCACUCAGGCCCCUUCCACACAGCUGAAUAAAAUCCCACAUUAACUGCUUUGAACUGGGUUAUAUGGCAGUGCGGACUCAGAUAACCCAGCUCAAAGCAGAUAUUGUAGAUUAUCUGCCUUGAUAUUAUGGGUUAUGUGGCUGUGUGGAAGGGCUCUCAGUUUCUGUGGUAAUAAUAUACCUCUGCAUGCAUAUAUAUAUACACACACACACACACACACACACACACACACACAUAUAUAUAUAUAUAUAUAUAUAUAUAUGCUCCCCAUUGCAUGCCUUUAGUAAAUAAGGCACACUGUGGCAAAUCCCAAGCACAGACAAGGGACACGCGAUUUCAUACUGUCCAGUUUCAUUGUAAAAAAUGAUCUUAAACAGAGGAGGAAAAGUGGUACAUGAAGCUUACCAGUUCACAUUUACACUGACAUAAAUAUAGCCAGAUUAUAUAUAUUUUAGAAAUGGUAUGUCCUUCACCAGUGUCAGAUAGCAUAUCCUUGUUCCACGGCUUCUUUCAUGUGGUCACUUGUUGUAGCAACACUUUCUAUGUUGCAACUGCAAUUAAUAGACUUGAACUGUCUCAAGAUGUGGUUUCCCAUCUUCGAUGGAAUGGCUGUUAGAACAGUGGGGCUUUGGGUCCCUCCAGGAUUUGGACACUGGUUCCUAGAACCCCUGAAUAUUGGCCAUACUGGCAUCUGGGAGCAGUCGUCCAAAACAACUGGAGAACCAAAGGCUGACAACAUCUCUGCAUGUAUUGUUUAUGGCCCAGCAUACUUGGAUCAAAUAAUUUACUCCAGCAUCCAAGUUAAGAGAGCUAGUAUAUCAUUUUUGAUGUAGUCUCCUAAGUGUUGCCAUUGUUGUGCUCAACCAAAAGCCUGCUAUUCUACCAGACAAACCAGUCUGGAAUGACGUCACAGCUUUCUAAGCUUGCCUUGGGCGAAUAAGUCAUCUUAGCUCCUUUGUUGGACAAGUAUGAUACAAUGGCUGGCUUUGGGGGCUGCAGCUGAAACAGCUCCUCUCCUCCUCUGCACUCUACCAUGUUAUAAGGCUUUGCCUGUUGUACUGAAUGGCUGAAAUAUGAACAACCUGAGCUGUAAAAUUGUCAAAACAGUCCGCUCAUCUGAUUGUAUCAUUUUUGUGUAGUGUAACACAACAGGGUGGGGACACAUACAUACUCCAGGAAAGACCUUUAAUUUGGAUAUCCUCUUGGUUCUAGUUGGUGCGUUCUAUGCCAAUCUUACAUUUCUUUUGUAUAGUAUGAUUGUAUAUAGUGUAGAAAAAAAUGUGGUGGAAAGAAAUACUAUUAAUACACUAUCUAUAGUGUGUGUUUUUUAAAGGAAAAAAAACCUUCAAUCAGUACAGUACCUGUGCCUGCAUGGUGUUACUAUGCCAUGCUUUGCCCUAUGUUCAGGGUGCAGACUCUCCCUUGUUUGUUUAAGGGGUUUAUGUAUAAUAUAUUUUAUGCCUUUUUACUACAAGUCUUGUACUUUAUGACUUUUGCCAUGACAUUUGUUCUACUUAUACUGUAAAUUAUGCAUUAUAAAGAGUUUCAUUUAAAGAAAAAAUUACUUGGUACAAUAAUUAUUGUAAUUAAGAGAUGUAGCCUUUAUUAAAAUUUUUAUAUUUUUCAAAUUAA
Anolis carolinensis (green anole) is the source of this 6814-nucleotide messenger RNA. It is a transcript of the gene axin2, whose product is annotated as axin 2. Gene Ontology annotation, molecular function: I-SMAD binding; molecular adaptor activity; protein kinase binding. The transcript is spliced from 12 exons. Gene Ontology annotation, cellular component: beta-catenin destruction complex; nucleus; plasma membrane. The record is from RefSeq and is a predicted model, not a curated record. Bases 1149 to 3677 code for a protein of 842 amino acids. Gene Ontology annotation, biological process: positive regulation of protein kinase activity; negative regulation of canonical Wnt signaling pathway; positive regulation of proteasomal ubiquitin-dependent protein catabolic process. Lineage: Eukaryota; Metazoa; Chordata; Lepidosauria; Squamata; Anolidae.